Messenger RNA from Cajanus cajan (pigeon pea), 645 nucleotides. NCBI's taxonomy places the organism in Eukaryota, Viridiplantae, Streptophyta, Magnoliopsida, Fabales, Fabaceae. The record is from RefSeq and is a predicted model, not a curated record.
AUGAACAGCAAGACAAAAAGGGCUGUUAUUGAAGCAGCUCUGAUUGCCCCCCUUGUCAAUCUUCUUCAAAAUGCCGAGUUUGACAUUAAAAAGGAAGCUGCUUGGGCAAUCUCAAAUGCUACAUCGGGUGGAACUCAUGAUCAGAUCAAGUACUUGGUUGGCCAGGGUUGCAUAAAGCCUCUCUGUGAUCUGCUUGUUUGCCCGGACCCAAGGAUUGUCACUGUCUGUUUAGAAGGUCUAGAGAAUAUUCUCAAGGUUGGAGAAGCUGAGAAGAGCCUAGGUAAUACUGGAGAUGUCAACUUGUAUGCACAGAUGAUAGAUGAUGCGGAGGGAUUGGAGAAGAUUGAAAACCUGCAGAGUCAUGACAACAAUGAAAUAUACGAAAAGGCUGUUAAAAUUCUAUUACACCCAUCUCCCUCAGUGCUGAUUCCCGCUCUUCGUACAGUGGGAAAUAUUGUGACUGGAGAUGACAUGCAGACUCAGAGUAUCAUCAACCAUGGUGCACUCCCUUGCCUUUUGAACCUGUUGACACAUAAUCACAAAAAAAGCAUCAAGAAAGAAGCUUGCUGGACUAUAUCAAACAUUACUGCUGGAAAUAAGGAACAAAUACAGGUUUGGUUAUGCUUCUGGGAUUUUGGACUAUAA